Neltuma alba is the source of this 1551-nucleotide messenger RNA. Its product is annotated as probable polyol transporter 6. Gene Ontology annotation, biological process: transmembrane transport. Gene Ontology annotation, cellular component: membrane. The record is from RefSeq and is a predicted model, not a curated record. Gene Ontology annotation, molecular function: transmembrane transporter activity. Lineage: Eukaryota; Viridiplantae; Streptophyta; Magnoliopsida; Fabales; Fabaceae. Bases 1 to 1551 code for a protein of 516 amino acids. The transcript has 3 exons.
AUGUCCGGGGCAAAAGAAACUAACGGACACUUCCCAGAACCAACGAAGAACGUUAUCGAUGUAAAUGAUCAUGAGAGUUUGAAAAGGCUUAACAUGUAUGCCUGCACUUCUGUUAUUGUUGCCACCGUUAUCUCAAUUAUUCAUGGCUAUGUCACUAGUGUCAUGUCCGGAGCUCUACUAUUCAUAAAGGAGGAGCUUAAAAUCAAUGAUCAACAGGUACAGCUCCUGGCAGGCAUCUUAAACGCCUUUGCCCUCCCUGGAUCCAUGGUCGCCGGCAGAAUCUCCGACGUCAUCGGUCGGCGCUACACAAUCAUGGCAGCUUCCCUCAUCUUCAUGUCCGGCUCCAUCCUGAUGGGCUACGGCCCUUCAUACCCAAUCCUAAUGAUCGGAAGAUGCACUUCAGGAAUUGGGGCGGGCUUUGCAUUGGUCAUAGCACCUGUUUACUGCUCAGAGAUCUCACCUCCUUCUUCCAGAGGCUUUCUGACGUCAUUCCCAAGCUUGUUCAUAAACGUGGGAAUCUUGCUUGGCUACGUCUCAAACUACUUUUUCGGAAAGAUGAGCCUCCUGCUCGGAUGGAGGAUGAUGCUCGGCGUUGCAGCACUCCCUUCCCUUGCCCUAGCCCUUAUCAUGUUAACAAUGGUGGAGUCUCCGAGGUGGCUGGUCAUGCAAGGUCGUGUGGGUGAGGCCAGAAGGGUUCUUUUACUUGUCUCAAACUCUCACCAUGAAGCCGAAAAGCGCUUGCGGGACAUCAAGAUCGCCGUUGGUAUCGAUGAAAAUUCCAACCAAGACGUUGUCACGGUGCCAAAGAAGACCAUGAGUGGAGGAGGAGCUUUGAAAGAACUGUUUUGUAAGCCUUCACCUUCAGUACGAAGAAUUCUAAUGGCAGGCAUAGCACUCCACGCGUUCCAGCGUCUUUGUGGAAAUGAUGCCAUGCUGUUAUACAGUCCCAGGGUCUUCGGGAAAGCAGGAAUCUCCAGCACGAGCAAGCUCCUUCUAGCCACACUUGGAAUCGGAAUCAUCAAAGUUAUAUGUACAUUCAUUUCUGGGACCUUGCUGGACAGAGCAGGGAGGAGGGUUAUGCUGCUGAUCAGCGCAGGGGGUAUGGUGGUCAGCUUGGUAGGAUUGAGUGUUUGCUUGACAAUCGUGGGACAUUCUAAAGACAAGUUAUUAUGGCCAGUAAGUUUAGUUAUCGUCUCCGUUUAUGCCUUUGUAGGUUUCGCGGCUCUUGGAAUGGGGCCUGCGACGUGGGUUUAUAGCUCCGAGAUAUUCCCUUUGAGGCUUAGAGCUCAAGGGAUUGGAAUCUGUGUGCUUGUGAACAGAAUCGCGGGUGUGACAGUGAUUAUGAGUUUUAUAACAAUUUAUAAGAACAUAACCAUGAGUGGGACUUUCUUCAUGUUUACUGGUAUCACCGUGUUAGCUUGGUUGUUCUACUAUUUCUUCUUGCCUGAGACGAAAGGAAGAUCUCUAGAAGACAUGGAGAUCAUCUUUGGUGGACGUUGCACGCCGGAGGUCCAGAUGGAUAAAGCAGAAAGUAAUACUACUGACCCAUAG